AUGUUAGAAACAUCAGGCACAAGUACGGAUGCUGAUCCUCCUUCCCCCAGCCUGACACCCCCAGAUGUGUUGGUCUGCAACUUCCAUGCUCCCCAGGCAAUAUGGCCCAGUACACAAGUGUCUGUGUCAUGUGGCAGUUCGCAAGUAACGAUUGCUGUGCCAGUGAAUCUCUUUGGCUCUGGUGUGGUGGUUAGUGCCAAUGAACUGACCCUGGGAUCUGGCUGUGCUGUGACUACUGUGCAUGCAAAUGUACUGCUGCUAGAAUACCCCCUGUUUGCAUGCGGGGCUACCAGAAAAAUUCUGCCAGGCAGCAUCCACUAUAGAAAUAUUCUCCACUAUGUACCUUCAGCUGCAGAUGGAGUGAUCCGGUCCAGUAGUUUCUCUCAUUCCAUAGACUGUUUCUACCCUAGGUCAUGGAAUGUCUCUUCACUUGGACUCAAGCCCACUUGGAUCCCAUUCACUUCCACGGUGAUGGACAGACAGCGCUUGGAUUUUGCCCUUGAAGUCUAUGACAGUUCCUGGUCACUACCUAUGUCUGACCCUGUUUACUAUCUUGGGGACCUAAUAAACAUCCAAGCAUCUGUAAGAAAGGGUAACCAUGUCCCUCUGAAGAUCUAUGUGGAUGAAUGUGUGGCCCGUCCCAGUGCAGAGUCGUCCGUGAAAUAUGAAGUCAUCACAAACCAUGGGUGCCUUGUGGAUGGGCAGCAAAGUAGCUCUCAUUUCCUUGCCUCACAAGAAAAUGGGAUACUCCGCUUCCAGCUGGACACUUUCACUUUCAUUGGGGCCUCCAACAACCAGAUUUACCUCAUCUGUCACUUGAAGGCUGUGUCCGUCAACUCUGCAGACCAUCGCAACAAGGCAUGCUCCUUUGACCAAGAAACUGCAACCUGGAGCUCAUAUGAGGGAGCAGAUUGUUCCUGUUGUGCAUCUUCCAGUGGUUGUGGGAGCAGGAGAAGGCGAAGAAAGAGAGGGAAGAAGCAGAGGAGAGGUGAACUUGUUUUCCAUACAGUGGACCUAACAGACCAAUUCUUUGGCUUGGGUACAUGUCUGUCAAUACAGGAGAGUGGAACUUCUGGUGCACAGGAGUCUACAAGUAGGUCCCUGUCCUAA
This is a messenger RNA of Sceloporus undulatus (fence lizard), 1110 nucleotides long. RefSeq names its product zona pellucida sperm-binding protein 3-like. The transcript is spliced from 8 exons. The coding region runs from base 1 to 1110 and encodes 369 amino acids. Gene Ontology annotation, biological process: binding of sperm to zona pellucida; positive regulation of acrosome reaction; egg coat formation. NCBI's taxonomy places the organism in Eukaryota, Metazoa, Chordata, Lepidosauria, Squamata, Phrynosomatidae. Gene Ontology annotation, cellular component: extracellular matrix. Gene Ontology annotation, molecular function: acrosin binding. The record is from RefSeq and is a predicted model, not a curated record.